GAUUAAACAAGUUUGAUGAUUAUGUGAAUUCAUAAUAAAGACGAUAUUUCAAGUAUUAUAAACAUUGUUGGAAUGAAACCAAAAAGAUGUCAUUUCCAGCUCCCUAAAUUUGGUUUAGUAAAAUGCGACCACCAGAUACUCGCCAAGUUGCGCCACCUAGAGCUGGGAAACAAUUCGAAGAUGAGCUCCAACUCCACUAUUUGGCACCGGGAGCCUUCACCGUAUUACCGCCAGAUAAUAGAAGAAGACCGGAUCCUCCGCCCGCACCUGAACAGUACAGAUAUGUGCCGAGUCAAAGACGGAACAAGAACCAAGCAUUCGCUAUCAUAGCAGAUUCUGAUUCAAGUAGGCCCGCGUCGAGAAGCUCAUCACCUUCCGGUCGAAUAAGUCCUUUUAAAGGACGAGGAUUCAAUCCAAUCGGGUCUAGACAUGCUUCACCAAUGCACUCUCCCCCUCCGCCGCCAGAGGAUGUACGACUUAGUCCUCAAACGAUGUCUCCAAAACAUACCGUUUCCAAAAUUCCUCAGCUUAGAAGGAAAAAUAGUACAGCGGCUUUCGGCGAGAAAAUAAUUCAUCAGGAAAAUCCAUCAACAUCGAGGAUUACCAGGAGGUUAAGUCAGAGUAUGUCGAAUUUGGAUACAACAGAAACGCAACAACAACAACAACAACAACAACGUGGAAGACCUCCGCCUAGUCCAAAUUCAAGAAAACAGGGUAAACAACCUGCAUUUCAGAGACUCUCACCAAUCGUAGGUAGUUCUCCUGAACCAAGCGUUGGAACCCCAUCUAGAAUACCACGAAGUAAAAGUACCCCUCCGAGUAGAAGAACGUCUCCGCAAAGAGCACAAUAUAAACGUCCAAGCAAACCUCCUCCAUCGAAAACUUCUCUUCUGAGGAGCCAAUCAAAACCCAAACUGAAUACUGCCAGCAGGGAACCGAGCCCAACUAAAGACGUUGCCUCACCAACUAGAAACUCUUCAAAAAAAUAUAGAGACGUUCCAGCUAAAGUUAACUCUUUUAGUAAACCUAAACCAAAAGUGCUUCCUAAACCUCAAGUGCUAAGUGAACAGUCUGAAGAUUCCGAUGUUCCAAAAUAUAAAAAUAAAACUCCAUUAAAUAGAAAAGAGAGUGACACUAGAAUACGAACUGAUUCUCAUUCUAAUAUAUUGCCAAAAACAGGAAAUAUCGUUAAUAAUACUUACAGUAGUGAUAGUUCUACAAGUACAGUAACAAAUAAAAAUUCUAAAAAUAUUAAUAAUAAUAAUAAUAACAAUAAUAUAGUUGAUACUUCUGGUAAUAAUAAUACAACUACAGAUGAUAACGUAACAAAUAAAACUGAUAAUAUUAGUGAUGUUAAUAAUAAAACUACGAACGGAGUUUCUUUAUCGGAUUCAGACAAUAACAUUGAUAAUAAUGAUAGUUCCAAUAAACCUCGACAUCUUCAAACACCAUUUUCAACAAAUCAAGUAAUUAUACCAUCAGCUACAACCGUUGUGUCUAAUACCACUACAACUGUUACCCAACCGUUGAAGAUUGAAACCAAUUUGAAUAAACUGCCUCAUUAUUACGAAGAAUCCAGAAACAUAUCACCGAUGGUAGAUGGAAGGGUUCUUAGUGCCACUAGCGUCACACACGCCAUUAACAAAAUGAACGAUACCGUAUUAGAUACCCAAACUUUGAUAAAAGAUAGUGGAUUUUCGAAAUUAUCGCCAGCGGCUAGUGCUAUAAUAUCCAUGGCUAACGAAAAUAGAAUCAACAACCCCGCAUUGGAUACUAAAAAUGCCACAAAUGCUUUACCGACAGUAGAACCUUCAUUGAAAUCCGUAGAAAACUCCAUACAGAAUAAGACUAAUCACACCAACCAUGUCAUGCACGUUAUGAGUUCGAGAGAACUGGAAGAAGAAGUACAACGACACAUGCAUAAAUUAUUAACUCCCGAACAUAAGUUAACGAAACCAGUUGAUGAUAAAACGAAAGAAGCUAGAACAGUAGUGGCCUCUGAUGUUAAACCCAUCCGGAUAACCGUUAGAGAGAAACCGUCAGAUAGUGAAGUAUUGAGUGGAAAUGUCAGAAUACCCGCGAUAAAUGGAAUUAGCGAACGACCAGGUUUGCCUCCGGGUCAAGCUACACCGCCAAAUGAACCUGAAAAGGAACCUCCACCGAAAAAUGCGUGUUCCAGAUUCUUCACAAACUGCAGUUCUAAGAUGUGCGGUUGCUGUAAAAUAAAUUCUAAAUCAAAGACUGAUGCUAGUUGCUUCAAUUGCUUUAAGAGGAAACAAGCACCCGCUUCCAUUGUUGUUGAAGAUGAAACUGAGAAGAAACCUAAACUUAUUGAAAGAUUGAACUGUUUUAAGAAGCAAAAAGUUGGAGACGCUUCAUCGUGCUUUCCAGUUGGAAAGAGGAAAGAAAGUUGGGUGGAGAGAGCUGAUAGUCUAUCCCAUCCAGCAAGGAAUAAAUGUUCGAAACAAUGCUGCAAGAACUUCAUGGCAACAAUAUGUUGUAUGAAUUUGUGCAGAAAAAAUAAACCACUCGAAGUGCCCGAAAGAAAAGCUUCCAUAAUUAGUAAGAAAAAAAGUUUAACACCGACUACCGCUCCUCCUCCGGAGGAUGUUCGUCCAAAGAUAGAUUUGAGUUUGGUUGAGCACUCUUCACAUAUGAAAGGGGCUAUCCCAAUUCUUCCAAUCUGCCUUGCUUGGUUCUGUUUAAUUCUCAAUUGUAUUGGUCCAGGAUCAGGAACUAUUAUCAGCGGAAUACUUAAUCUAUGUAUUGGAAUACCGAGGUUUUCCCAAAAAGACGGACCCAGGCCAAGAAUAGGAGCUUUCAUCAUCAAUCUGAUCAUAGGCGUCAGCCAGUGUUUCACAGUUCUAUUUUGUUUAGUGGGAUGGGGAUGGUCCAUUUGGUGGGGUAUAAUAAUGAUUAAAAUAGCAAGAAAACAUAAACGUUUCAAGCAACUACAAGCUGUAGAAGAAGCAGCUACAGUACCUGGAACAACUUCAAAUCCUCGACAACGGGACCUAACAAAACGUUGA
This is a messenger RNA of Diorhabda sublineata, 3029 nucleotides long. Its product is annotated as rhoGEF domain-containing protein gxcI-like. NCBI's taxonomy places the organism in Eukaryota, Metazoa, Arthropoda, Insecta, Coleoptera, Chrysomelidae. The transcript has 9 exons. Gene Ontology annotation, cellular component: sensory dendrite. The record is from RefSeq and is a predicted model, not a curated record. Gene Ontology annotation, biological process: taxis; proprioception; sensory perception of mechanical stimulus. Bases 123 to 3029 code for a protein of 968 amino acids.